Molecule: messenger RNA, 2160 nt
Organism: Folsomia candida
Lineage: Eukaryota; Metazoa; Arthropoda; Collembola; Entomobryomorpha; Isotomidae
Product: solute carrier family 22 member 15-like
Exons: 8
Coding region: 545-2017 (490 amino acids)
Biological process (GO): transmembrane transport
Cellular component (GO): membrane
Molecular function (GO): transmembrane transporter activity
Source: RefSeq, a predicted model, not a curated record
AGGGAAUGAGUACACAUUAAUGUUUUGAAAGGAUAAAGUAGUUUGAGUUUUGGAUGUGGUACAAGUUAUUGAAAGAUAUUGACAUUUUGGAAUUUUUUAAAUUAUUCUAUAGAUUUUUCAUAAAGAAAAUUAUUUAUCGGAAUUUUUAGACUUUUGAAUCGUUGUGCACUUUUAAGAAAGUGGUAUCAUUACCUAAUAUUAUUUUGCACGAUCAUAUUUUCUAUGAUUUAAGUAAUCGGCGUAGAAAUUUAGCUUCCGAUGUAAAAUUAAUAAUUUAAUUUUAAUUUUUUUUUGAAUUUAUACUUCAGGAUAGUAUGACUUGAAUAAGUGAACUAAACUUUUAUACUUCUUUUGGCUUUCUACAUUAGAUUUGAGAUAUUUUAUAGUUAUUUUAUAAAUUAUUGUUUUUAUAUUGUAAGGUUUUUUAGACCCGAUUUUUAACAUUUUUCAUUUCACACCUAUCCCAAAACAUCAAACAAGUUACAUUUUAAAAUUUACUUUGAGAAAUUUUGAAGCCUUUUCAAAAGUUCAACUUUAACCGAAAAUGCUACGAGCAUCCAUACUUAUGCCAGAUGGGCAUGAAAACAUAGAAAGCCUUCUUCUCUCCUUGGGUGGAUUCUCGACUUUCCAAUUAUGGGCAAGUUUCGCAAUAUUGAGUCCGGAGGUUCCGGCUGCAAUGAUCGCAAUGUUGCCCGUGUUUGUGGGGGCGAAUCAUGCAAAUGAAGAAGCCCUAAUUGGUGGAAUAAUUGGGAAUAGUUCGUCGUCGGAAAGUGGAGAAGAUGAGAAUUAUUUUGUGGGGUUUCAAGCCGGAUCUGUGAUUCAAGAGUGGAAUUUGCGCGGAAGUUCGGCCUGGGUUCCAGAAAUGUUUACGAGUUGUUUCAUGAUGGGUAUGAUGUCGGGGGCAAUUUGUGGAUCGCAGCUGGCAGAUCGCUAUGGGAGAAGGAAGAUUCACUUUCUGUUAAUUUUGACCAUGUCAACUUUUGGAAUUUUGAGUGCACUUGCACCCAAUCCGUGGGUAUAUGCGGUACUAAGAUUUUUUGCUGGAGUGGGGGUUGGAGGAUUCUACUGCAUUUACAGCAUUUAUCUCAUGGAAUUUUUAACUCCUGGGUGGCGCGUUAUCUGUGGAAGUAUAUCGUUCUGGUUCGCGGGAGAGAUGGCGUUAGCAUUUUGUGCGUAUCUAAUUCCAUCAUGGCGUCUACUUUCGUUGGCGGCAGCACUACCAGCGUUUCUAGGAUUGAUGACAUUUCCUUGGCUUCCAGAAACCCCCCGGUGGCUUCUAUGUCACACCCAAACGUCCCAAGCGACCUCCGUGUUUUCCCAAAUUUCAUCCUGGAACGGAACCCCACCUCCAUCGCCCGCAACAAUUGCUUCCCUCCAAAAAGUAAUCACUACUGAGGAGGAAAAUUCCGGAAGUUCGGGUCGAACCUCCCACUCCUUGACCCUCCUCUGGUCCAAUUUCCGAUGCAGACUUGCCAUAUUUAUCGCCCUCUUCUUCUCCGUGGCAUUUUCCUAUUAUGGCAUAACUUUUAACGCAAAAAAUCUUUCAGGAAACCCUUAUCUCAACAUGGGCUACAUGGGUCUCAUCGACAUGAUUGCAUUUCCUGCGGGAUCCGUAUUUUCGAACGCGUUAGGUAGGAGGAGAGUAACGGCGCUCUUUUUGAGCAUGGCGUCCAUCACGUUGUGCGUCCUGAUCGGAUUGGAAAUUUACUUUAGCGGGGAACUAGCAGAAAUUUAUGUGACCAUAUUAAGCUUUUUGGCCCGAUUUGGAGUCGCUGGGGCUUGGGGGGUGGUCGUUUGUUUUUGUCAGGAAUCCUUCCCAACGGUCGUGAGGUCAACGGCGUUAGGGAUUUGUUGCCUAAUGGCGAAUACGGGGGGCGUCCUGGCACCGCAGAUCGCAUUUGUGGGAACGGUAUGGCCAAUGUUUCCUCACGUAAUUUUUACCGCUAUCAUAAUAGCGUCUACAGGAAUGACUUGGCUUCUCCCCGAAAUGUCGGGCAAACCUCUGGAAAAUUUUUAACUUUGUCUCGCCCGCAGGGAUUUACGAGCGACUUGAACCUCGCUCAACUUACAUAUUAAUGUCUUCAAGAUGCACAACUUUUUGUGCAAGCUGUGUACAUACAUCCAACAAUAAAAUAAAAAUAUGUUGUAUGCAAAUACCAA